This is a messenger RNA of Rattus rattus (black rat), 2313 nucleotides long. RefSeq names its product cell division cycle 20B (gene Cdc20b). The record is from RefSeq and is a predicted model, not a curated record. Gene Ontology annotation, cellular component: anaphase-promoting complex. Gene Ontology annotation, biological process: positive regulation of ubiquitin protein ligase activity; anaphase-promoting complex-dependent catabolic process; positive regulation of anaphase-promoting complex-dependent catabolic process. NCBI's taxonomy places the organism in Eukaryota, Metazoa, Chordata, Mammalia, Rodentia, Muridae. Gene Ontology annotation, molecular function: ubiquitin ligase activator activity; anaphase-promoting complex binding; protein binding.
AUGGAUGACACCGUGCUCUGUGCUGAUCAACCUGAACUGUGUCAAAGAGAAAUGAACAGAGCACAAAAUCCAACCCCACCCCCAGCUCAGCUCUCCCUACCCCGCCUGGAGGGGGCACGUGCCAAACAGGUCGUUAAAAGCGAGCUCCAACGGUUCCUUUUGUCCAGUAGGCGCGGGCCAGGCUGGCGGGAGCUGGGGGCGGGAGCAGCCGCGAGCGGAGCGGGAGGCGAGCGGGCGGGCGCGGGACCUGCUCAGCGGGAGGAACUGAGGCUGGGGUUGGCGGCGGUUGGAGUUGGGGAUGGGGUAACUCUGGUUUUCAUUUCUGGAAAAGUGGUUGGAUACAGCAGAAGAAGCAAAAAAGGACAGUAUCGUUAUACCUUAUUUGAUGUAGGGAGACGCAUAGGACCCAACCUAGACAUCCCUUUUGAGUUUGAUGAUAGGGAAGCUAAUGUGCUCAUUGGGAAACGCGGUUACGUUCAGGAAUUUUCACGAUCGAUUAUCACUAGCAGUAAAGAGAAGGGUGAGAAUUACGGCACGCGCCCAAAUUUGAUAGGCGACGGUGAACUCCAAAAACCCGCUUUUCUGCCCGCGGACUCCGCACCUCCUGCGGUGGUGACCACGCUUGGCAGGCAGGAGGCUCAGACCCGCCAGGGCUCGCGGCAAAGCUUGGCGCUGCAGUGCGCGCCGCCUGGGAGGCUCAGUGCGGGGUGGCGGCCCUUGAGGGGAGAAGCAGGACAACCAGGAAAGUGCACUCACUUGGGGGUGGAGUGGAAACUGCAGCGCACCGCCCGGAGGAGGAUCCGCUCCGAGGAAGAGGUGUUGUGGGAGAAUAUCAUUCGGGUGCUCGCCAACAGCAUGAAGCAGCAGCGACGUCAAGGUUCCCCCAAGGUGAGUUUUCUGGACUUGCCCUUCUCUUCAUUCUGGAGCAACUUGGUGAAGAGGCCGGCUGCAGAGAUUGCUGUGGCCAGCAGGUGGCAGCCAAGCCCAGCCAGGGCCCCGCAGAGCUCUUCCUCCAUGGAAGAGGGCCCUCCCUCCCGCAUCCCUGAAUCUCUGGAAUCUGGUCUGAAGAUAGCACCAGCAGCAGGCACCCUAACUCUAAGAUCCCACAACAAAGAUUCACUGAAAACCCCAGCUAAAGGAAGUUCAGAAAUGAGUAACUCCACUCUUCAUUUUUGCAAAACACCUCUUGCAGGGGACAGAGGCUGGAAGGAAAAUGCUGCCACCAAAGGCCAGAAAUGCCUAAAUCAGCUAUUUGCAACCCAGAAGGGAGUUCAGCAAACUGAUGGGAAAAUGUGUCUCUGUGAGGAGUCCUGGCGUGUCUAGACAGGUUGUAGAGAUGGGGCUGGAGAUGAAUUCUACCUUAGGAGAUUCAGCGGUGUCCGCCAUUCCACAUGCCAAUCGGAGGUGAAGAUUCAUCCCCCUGGUCUUCAAAAUGACUACUAUUUCUCCUCACACUUUGACCUCCCAACCCUCCUGUCAUUGACCACAGAGAUGAUGGCUCUGUCCCAGGCUUUGCUGGGGUCCAGAUUGGGGCGUGUCCAUCACUAUGAUGUUCAGGUGGCCCAGCAUCAUGUAGGAACCCUUCACCACAAGGAGGCUGAGUGUGCUCUGAAAUGGUCACAAGGCAGGCUGCUCUCCAGUGGGUGUAAUGACGGAUUAUUGACAAUAUGGCCCAUAGUCUAGGGCCCACCACUGAAAGUUAUACCUCAGUCCACGGCAGUUAAGGCCAUGCAGUGGUGUUCCUGGCAAUCUGAGGUCCUUGCCGUUGGAAGAGGAAUGGAGGACGGAUGCCUACAUAUUUUGGAUGUAAAUACAGAGAGGAGCAUUCAGACUCCAAGCACACACUCACAGAUAUUUUCCCUCAUCUGGCUACCUAAGACAAAGGAGAUUGCAACUGGCCAAGGUGCUCCCAAGAAUGAUGUGGCACUGUGGACCUGCUCCACACUGAUCAGGUCCUGUGGGUUCUUUGGUCACAGAGCCAGAGUGCUGCAUUUGGCCCUGAGUCCAGACCAGACAUGCCUAUUUUCUGCUGUCGCAGAUGGGACCGCAUGUGUGUGGAAGUGCCAAGAGUCACCCAACCCAGCCAGCCCUAGGGAGGAUGCUUCCGCGGGCUUUCCUUCUCUACUAGGGGUUAUAAUCCUGGUGGUGGAGGAACACAGGUCCACUCCUGCACUUCCUGCUGUUGCCCGGGAUAAGUUGGCAUUGCAGGAGCUUGAUGCUGCACUUGGGGGCGGGUGGUCACCCGUGGAUAGGGGCCCCAUUGUGGGGCCCCCCGCUCGUUUCCCUGGACCACAGGGAGGGUUUGUCCACUAA